UGAAAUCAGAUAUUCUUUUAUUAAAAGCAAAAAAAUGAGAUAUCAGCAAUUUUUACAUUGACAAAAGCAAACUUUAUUGACAGAAAAUGACUUAAACAAUAUAAAUAAGUAAACAAAAGCUUUAUCACCGCUCCCUCUCAACAAUUUGACUACCGAAGUUAUGUAAAUUAACAUCACAACUAUUGUAAUAAAUUAUAUUUUUACCAUUCGAGAAAAUAGUACAUACAAUUUUACAUAUAUGUUAAGUGAUCUUUUCGAUGAAACAGGUUUAAAUUGGCACAUCAAUUUUCAAGGACUAUUGAUACUUUAAAAAUAAAGAACUUUAAUAAUACAUUUGGAAAUAUGACAAAAUUGACAAUUUUAAAUUUGGUUAAAUUAAAAAUAUCAUGAAUUAGGAGAGAAAAUAUCUUAUCAAAGUUGGAUAAUUCUAUUAACGAAUUGUAGGACUGGUUAUAACGUUGAAAGAUAAUGAACUACUUAUAUCAAAUCAUCAAAAUCGUCAAGUAUCAACAAACUUAAUAUCCAAUUCAUGUUCAAUUCUCAAUAAUUUUGAACUUUGGUCCAAUUAAAAUUCUUUGGCUUUCUAAUAGGAGAUAUGCUUGACAUAUUGCAACUAAUCAUUUCAUUCAUAAUUAAAUUUGGUAAGCUUUAAGAUAUAUGAAUGAGAUACUAUCUGUGAAAGUAACUAGUGUCAAUUUUUUAUAGGAUAAACGAAUACAGGAUACCUAUAUCACCACUUCUCAAAUUCUGCCAGGAUUGAAUCUAAUUUUUUAAUAACAACAACCAGUUAAUUAGAGCUAUUCAAGUUUAGAAUUGAAAUUAAUAUGAUGUAUAUUGCUCUUUCUCCUGUAAAAGCAGAUCAGGCUUAAUUGAAAAACACAAUUUUACUCGCACUAGAAAAAUUUCAAGAAUGUUAGAGAUUACAAUCAAGAUAUUAAAAAGUAUUGAAAAAAUUCCAAAUAAAGAGUAGAAUUACUUUAUUAGAAAAUACUGUAGUUUUAAACAAUAUUGAUUGGCAGGUAAAUUUUAUAGACAAUAUUUAAUGAACUAAAGCUAUCACUCUUUUUUCACAAAACACAGAAUUCCAAUUCUUCUCUAAUAUCGGUAUGCUGUAUGUUGAAACUGAAAAAAAGAAAAACACAUUUCACAGCAUCUUGCAUUGAAUGCCUAUUACGCUUCAGCUCAAUAUAAAUCCUACAACAUUCAGCUAUUACAAACUAAUAAAUUAACAUUAUAAAAAAAUAACUAUCAUUAAACAAUAAGUACGGUAGAUAUAAUUCGGAGUUUAAGGACUUAUCAGUAAAUGAAGUGGAUACUGAUACUAAUUGACCGAACAUAGUGAGGUCUAUGUUUUAACUCGGAUUUUUUUUGUCUGUCUGUAUGUAACGCGAUUAUGGCCAAACGCGUUGAUAGAAUUCGAUGAGAUUUGGGAGGAAUAUUCCUUUUUCAAAUGUGUGUCAAUAUAUACACAAGGUUUUCUGAAAUUUUGCAUUUUAAGGAUAAUAUGAAAAGAAAAGGAAUUCCUCCAUACUCUGAUAUAACUAUAUAAAUAAUCUGCUUUGGAGAAAGGAUCAAUCAGACUAUAGAACUAUUCAUAAUCAAUCAGCUGACAAGUGGAUUAUUCAUUGUAUGUGUUACCGGCAAAGUACGAAAUCAGGCAUUGUAUAGAAUGACUAGGCAUUAUAUACAAUGCCUAAACCGGGGCAGGUAAAGUAUGAAAUAUCGCACAUUAUAUACUUUGCCUAGUCAUUCUAUAGAAUGCCCGCAGGCGCAUCAGGCAAAGUAUGAAAACACUACUGUUUCAAGUCUCAACGUGUUUACUGCUGUGUUGCCACUCUUCGCACGCCUAGCCUCAGUCCCAAAGCUACUGCUGUGUUGCCACUCUUUGCACGCCUAGCCUCGGUCCCAAAGCUACUGCUGUGUUGCCACUCUUUGCACGCCUAGCCUCGGUCCCAAAGCUACUGCUGUGUUGCCACUCUUUGCACGCCUAGCCUCGGUCCCAAAGCUACUGCUGUGUUGCCACUCUUUGCACGCCUAACCUCAGUCCCAAAGCUACUGCUGUGUUGUGCGGACGUACUGUAUAGUGUCAGUGUAUAGUGACAUUACUCUCCUACUAUAUUGUUUAUCGCUAUGGAGCAAACGGAUUCUGUUGCUGUUGAUCGGCUGUCAACAAUGAAGAAUCGGUUUACGGCUGAGCUAGUCAAGUUGCGCGAAGGCAGUGCCAAAAAUUGUGUGUGUUUAACUGAAGAUGACUAUGAAAAACUAGUGUUAGAAGUCCAAGACGCAAAGAAUAAGCAAAAAAAGGAGCCUCAUGACUACUGGUUACUAAAUAGGUAUGACGUAAUGAUAGUCGAAAAUGUUAAAAAACUAAUUUAUCCGUUGAGACCUGGAGAUAAUUCUGUAAAGUUUUACAUCCACGACUAUGAUCUUUUUUCUAUCCUCCAUGAAACCCAUUCGUCUAUUGGUCAUGGAGGAAGAGAUAGAAUGUUAAAGGAGAUAAAUAACAAGUACAAAAAUGUUACACGUCAUGAUAUUGAGCUGUAUAAUAGUUUGUGCGAGCUAUGCCAAAAGAAGCAGAAGGGUUCUAAGAAAGGACUCGUAGUCAAGCCAAUAAUUUCAUCUGAGUUUAACUCUCGUUGCCAGGUGGAUUUAAUAGAUUUCCAAUCACAACCGGACAGGGAUUUUAAGUUCAUAAUGGUAUACCAGGAUCAUUUGACUAAAUUUGUGAUUCUAAAGCCACUCAAAACCAAAACUGCAGAAGAAGUAGCUUACAACCUCGUUGAUAUUUUUACUAUGAUUGGAGCACCAUCUAUUUUGCAGUCAGACAAUGGAAGGGAAUUUUCAAACAAAAUAGUAUCCAGUUUAAAAGGGUAUUGGCCUUUGUUAAAAAUUGUCCAUGGUAAGCCACGUCAUUCUCAAAGUCAGGGUAGUGUUGAGCGUGCAAACCAAGAUAUCGAAAAUAUGUUAUCAACAUGGAUGCAGGAUGAACAAACAAACCAUUGGAGUGAAGGGUUGAAGUUUGUUCAGCUCAUGAAAAAUAGGGCCUUUCACUCUGGAAUUAAAAGAACCCCCUACGAGGCUCUAUUUGGUUGCAAGGUAAAAGUAGGCCUCACAACAUCUUCUCUUCCGCAAGAAAUAUUAGACACCAUCCUGAGUGAAGAAGACUUAGAGAGAGUGACGAAUGACUUGAAGACAUCACUAGGAGAUUCACCACAUAACAUGGACACUGACGCCAUGUCAUCUUCAGAAAAAAAUGAUACAGCGUCAGAAGCUGAACAUGUUCAUAAUAAGCACACAACCGAUGAGACAAACUUGACAACAAACGACGAAAUCCCAUCUGAUACCCAAAACACGUGUAAUAUCUGUUCCCUGAGUGUGAAUGAAAAACAUAGGUGUGCUAUGUGUCUUUGCGAUAUUCAUAUUUCUUGUGGUAAUUUAGUCCAGGUGAACAAGGACAACAAUGAUGACAGUGUUGGAAACACUGAAGAAACAUUAUUACGUCCAUUGUGUUGCAGCAAAGAAAAUAUCGCUAAUGAAAGGAAAAGGUCAAAAGAGCAUCUCGAAAAACAAGCGAAAAAAAUGAAAACUCUUUCAGACCAAAAGUUUCCGCCAGCUGCUAAUGGAUCCACUGUUUGUGUUCCAAUCCCAGAAGUUGAUAAGGGAAAAGGUGAUUUAAGAAAUGUCUUAGCUGUAGUAAUGGAAGUCACAGAAGAUGGUUUUUAUAAGCUGGGUACUAAAAACGGUAUUUUGAAACAGUUAUACUCAAGGUCCCAAUUUACUGUCUGCAAGAACAACUUUAUCAGAGCUGAAGAUGUUCCGGAGCUGAAAACUGGACUUUGUUCUGCUGCAAAUGCCCAGUCAUGUGGAAGUGGCCAAGGUUUUGUAAAAUGCACCUGUAAAACAAAAUGCCAAACAAAAAAAUGUGCUUGUGUGAAAAACAAUAGACAGUGUAAUUCAAAGUGUCAUAGCGCUCUUCCCUGCUGUAACAAAUAA
Molecule: messenger RNA, 3993 nt
Organism: Nilaparvata lugens (brown planthopper)
Lineage: Eukaryota; Metazoa; Arthropoda; Insecta; Hemiptera; Delphacidae
Product: KRAB-A domain-containing protein 2-like
Exons: 1
Coding region: 2131-3993 (620 amino acids)
Biological process (GO): DNA integration
Molecular function (GO): nucleic acid binding
Source: RefSeq, a predicted model, not a curated record